Linum tenue is the source of this 1485-nucleotide messenger RNA. The record is from the annotation of a GenBank genome assembly. NCBI's taxonomy places the organism in Eukaryota, Viridiplantae, Streptophyta, Magnoliopsida, Malpighiales, Linaceae.
AUGACGAGGAUAACGACGACGUCGCUAUCCAUUCUAAUCGUAUUAACAUCGGCGAUCUUGCAUCUCCGGCAAGCAUCGUGUUUCGACAAGACCAAGCUAGGAGGCUUAAUAGAAGACAUAGUGGCGGAGGUUGACGAAGUAGCCGCCCGGUACCAAGCUCCGCCCUCCGUACGACCACCGCCCAAGGCAAUGCAGGUCGGCGGAGUUUAUUACCCGAUCGGUUACGGGGCCGAUCCGACGGGCCACAACGACAGCUCCGAUGCGAUACAAAAGGCCCUCAACGACGCUUUCUCGCAACGUGGCGAAGAGAAGCGUUACUUGAUGCGUCCCAUGAAGGACUUGGGUGGCGCCGUCAUCGAUCUCCAGGGUGGAAGUUACUUGAUCUCCAAACCCAUUACUUUCCCGCCGACGGCCGGCAACAUCAUGAUGAAAGAGGGGAGUCUGAGAGCGAGCCAGGACUUCCCUCCGAACCGUUACCUAGUCGAGCUGAUGUCCCCGGAAUCCGAGAUCCUCAUCUACAAAACCGAGUCGGUCCACCGGCUCCACGGCCGGUGGAUCUACUACGAGGACGUCACCUUCCGUGACAUCCUGUUCGACUCGGCCCGGCGCGGGGGCGGGCUCCUGAUCGUGAACUCCCUCCGCACCCGCAUCAUCAACUCCUACUUCCUCAACUUCACCACUCAGGGCAUCCUCGUCCAGGGCGGGCACGAGACGUACAUCGCCUCCUGCUUCCUCGGCCAGAAAUCCACCGUGGGCGACGACGAGCAUGAGGCGGACUUCUUCGGCACGGCCAUCGACCUCGCAAGCAACGACAACUCCGUCACCGACACAGUCCUCUUCAGCUCCCAAACGGGGCUCCUUCUUCGAGGGCAGGCCAACAUGGUCAGCGGCCUCCACGUGUACAACAAGGGCGUCAAGUACCGUGGCACGGGAAUCUACGUCAAAGAAAGCGCGGCGUUUAAUCGGAUCGACAAUAGUUACAUGGACUAUACCUCGAUCGUCAUGGAGGACCCGUAUUUUGUCCAUUUGACCAACUCGAUGUUCUUAGGGGACGGGAAUGUGGUGCUGAAGUCGGUUUACGGGAGGAUGGCGGGGUUGACGGUGAGGGACAAUUUUUUCCAUGGGUUUAAGCGUGAGAUUGUGGAGGUGGAGGGGGAGUUCAAGGUAGUGGAUCAGGUGGUGGUGGAUGGCAAUCAGGCGAAUAAGGCGAUGCCGGUGAGGUCAACGGUCGGGAGGGUGACGGUGGCGGGGAAUGGGACCAAGUGGGUGGCGGAUUUCAAUGAUCAGUUGCUGUUUCCGGACAAGAUUGAUCACUUUCAGUACUCCUUUUAUGUGAAGGGAAGGGGAAGGGGAGGGAGGUUGCCGGUGCAUGCGGCGACGAAUGUGUCGGGGAAUGUGGUGGUGGUGGAGAGCGACGAGGCGGUGGACGCGGUGGUGUCGGUGGUGGUUGAUCAGUUUAAGAAGGUAAGAGAAGCCACGUAUUAA